This is a messenger RNA of Sphaeroforma arctica JP610, 878 nucleotides long. RefSeq lists its product as hypothetical. Gene Ontology annotation, cellular component: nucleus. The transcript has 5 exons. The record is from RefSeq and is a predicted model, not a curated record. Bases 64 to 705 code for a protein of 213 amino acids. NCBI's taxonomy places the organism in Eukaryota, Ichthyosporea, Ichthyophonida. Gene Ontology annotation, molecular function: cyclin-dependent protein serine/threonine kinase activity. Gene Ontology annotation, biological process: protein phosphorylation.
CUUUAUAUUCUAUUUAUAACUAAACAGGCAGAUGUUUGGGGAGCGGGCUGUAUAAUAGCCGAAAUGUUCACCCGAAAACCAAUAUUCGACGGCAACGACAGGAUAGCGCAGAUGACGAAAAUAACAGCCAUGUGUGGCACACCCUCCGAAAGGAAUUGGGAGGGCGUCUCAAAGCUGCCAGAUUUCAAUAAGUUCAAGUUUUAUAGCCAGCAGCGGGACAUUAAAAGGCUUCUGCCAAGGAUGAGUAAGAUGCGCAUACCCGAGAACGGCAUAAAUCUGCUCGACAAAUUAUUAAUUCUCAAUCCCGCGGAUCGUAUCGAUGCCGAGAUGGCCUUGGACCACGAUUUCUUCUGGACGGAACCUUUCCCAACUGCACCAGCACAAAUGCCUACCUACCCGGACACCCACGAGAUGGACAUCCGGCGACCGCGUGAGCGCGAAAGUAGUAAAAUAAGUAAUAACGAAGCGAAUAGACCAAACAAUAGCAACGUGUCCCAUCAAAGGAGCGGACAGCAGAUGGGCCACAACGAUCAAAGGAGCCACGGCGACAAUAGCAGGCGGCAUCAUAAUAACAAUAUUAAUAAUAAUAAUAGACAUGGCAACCGCAAGGGUGGGCGAGAUGGCCGGAAUCAUAAGAAUAGAAAUCGGGGUAACAACACGGGCAAUAAUAAUAACCGUGGGGAAAGGGGCCGUAGUCCGUAUUGAGCGCGCGGUGAUUAAACAGAUAGAGACACCAACUAUGCUACUCUGAGAGUAUCGGGACGUACGGACUUGAGGUCGUAGUAAACACCUAUACAGCAAUAGACAUGGAUGUAAGGCUCUCAUCUGAAAACGGGGUUAUUCAAGUACUAUAUAAAGAACACUAUCAAUGAUGGAAC